AAAGAGCAAAAGCCCAAUCCAUUUGCUAAAACCACAAACUAGAACUUAAAAGCUGCAGUGUGCGCCUAAACCUAAACCCUACCGUCGUCACACCGUGGUUCAGACACCGGCGCCAAGUCGAAUUCGAAAGGUGAUUCUCGGUUGAAGUUUGCGAUUAUCAAGGUUGCUUGAUCUUCAUUUAAUAUGAGUUUAAUAUCUCAAAAUGCUCGCCCUAAAAAUGAGGUCAAGAACACCAAAGGGGAGGAGGACAUUAAAGAAAAAGAGGUUGAAGAUGUGGAAGAGUAUGAUGUUGAUACCCUAAAAGUGAAGAAGAGGAAGCGAGAUCGCAAGGGAGAACAGUCGGUAAUGGAAGAAGUGAGGGAAGCUAAAAAGCUAGAGAACUUUUUGUUUGGGUCUCUCUAUUCCUCUGUUGAAUUUGGAAAGGGGGAUAAUGAAGUGGAAGCCGGGAAUACUGCAAAGGGUUCUGAUUUGUUCUUCACUGACCGUUCUGCAGAUAGUGUCCUCUCUGUUUAUGAGGAAGGUGGUUACCUCUCAGAGGAAAGUCAUGAUGAUGACAAUGCUUUGCAAAGAAAACCUGUGUGGGUGGAUGACGAAGAAGAAAAAACCACUGUAAACAUAGCCAAAGUUAACAGAUUAAGGAAGUUGAGGAAGGAAGAGGACGAGAGUUUGAUCUCUGCUUCAGAGUAUGUGUCAAGACUGAGGGCUCAGCAUGUAAAGCUGAACCCAGGAGCUGACUGGGCGCAAGUUGAUUCAAGGUCAAAAAUAGAUAGAUCUUCUGAUGAUGAGUUAACAGAUGAAGAAAAUGAAGCUGUUUUGAGCCGUGGUUACAAGGAUGUGGAUGAUAUUCUCAGAACAAAUGAAGACCUGGUUUUGAAGAACAGCUCAAAAUUGUUGCCGGGACAUAUUGAAUACUCCAGACUUGUAGAUGCAAAUAUACAGGAUCCUUCUAAUGGUCCCAUAAAUUCAGUUCAGUUCCAUCGAAAUGCUCAGCUGCUUCUUGCUACAGGAUUGGACCGGAAGCUUAGAUUUUUUCAAAUUGAUGGCAAACGGAACACCAAAAUUCAAAGCAUCUUCCUUGAAGAUUGCCCCAUUCGAAAAGCAUCUUUCUUGCCGGAUGGGUCUCAGGUUAUAUUAUCAGGAAGAAGAAAGUUCUUUUAUAGUUUUGAUUUGGUUAAGGCUAGAGCUGAUAAAAUAGGUCCUCUGGUUGGUAGGGAAGAGAAGAGUUUGGAAGUUUUUGAGGUGUCUCCUGAUUCUCAAAUGAUAGCCUUUGUGGGUAAUGAAGGUUAUAUUUUGUUGGUUUCAACAAAAACAAAGCAAUUAGUUGGUACUCUAAAGAUGAAUGGAACAGUCCGUUCCUUAGCUUUUGCUGAGGAUGGACACCAGUUGUUGAGCGCUGGUGGAGAUGGCCAGGUUUACCAUUGGGAUCUGAGAACAAGGACUUGCAUACAUAAAGGUGUUGAUGAAGGUUGCAUAAACAGCACAGCUCUUUGCACUUCUCCAGGCGGGGCACAUUUUGCAGCUGGUUCAGACAGUGGAAUUGUGAAUAUUUACAAUAGAGAGGAAUUUCUAGGAGGCAAGAGAAAACCUAUCAAAACCAUUGAGAAUUUGACUACGAAAGUGGAUUUUAUGAGAUUUAAUCAUGACACUCAAAUAUUAGCAAUCUGUUCAAGCAUGAAGAGGAGCAGUUUAAAAUUAAUACAUCUCCCAUCCUAUACUGUGUUCUCCAACUGGCCACCGCCAAAUACUAGCCUGCACUAUCCCCGUUGUAUGGAUUUUAGUCCCGGUGGUGGUUUCAUGGCUGUGGGAAACGCUUCAGGCAAAGUGUUAUUGUACAAGUUGCACCAUUACCAUCAUGCAUAAGGUAGAUUUGAUAUUCUGGCAGGGUUUGAGAGUUUUGUUCCUGUAUUUUAUUUUUUUCUCGGAAGUUUUGAGACU
Gastrolobium bilobum is the source of this 1935-nucleotide messenger RNA. Its product is annotated as U3 small nucleolar RNA-associated protein 18 homolog. Gene Ontology annotation, cellular component: small-subunit processome; Pwp2p-containing subcomplex of 90S preribosome. Gene Ontology annotation, biological process: rRNA processing. Gene Ontology annotation, molecular function: protein binding. NCBI's taxonomy places the organism in Eukaryota, Viridiplantae, Streptophyta, Magnoliopsida, Fabales, Fabaceae. Bases 184 to 1860 code for a protein of 558 amino acids. The transcript is spliced from 2 exons. The record is from RefSeq and is a predicted model, not a curated record.